This is a messenger RNA of Solanum stenotomum, 923 nucleotides long. RefSeq lists its product as uncharacterized. Gene Ontology annotation, cellular component: mitochondrial large ribosomal subunit; ribosome. Lineage: Eukaryota; Viridiplantae; Streptophyta; Magnoliopsida; Solanales; Solanaceae. The transcript has 3 exons. Gene Ontology annotation, biological process: mitochondrial translation. Gene Ontology annotation, molecular function: structural constituent of ribosome. The record is from RefSeq and is a predicted model, not a curated record. Bases 186 to 752 code for a protein of 188 amino acids.
CUAUCACUCAUUUUCUUCUCUCCCGAUCAAAAAUCUUCUCAUCAAUGGAGAUUCUCUCUUAAAACCUGAAAGUAUCUUCAUACUUACUCAUUUUUCUCUCUUCCUCUCCUGCAUUUCCGCGAAAAGUUGCAGAUUUGUACGUCCCUGGCGUGUUUCUGCAUAUAUUGGUAGUUUGUAUCAUUGUGAUGGGGAGUAGAUUGGGAAGAAGAGUUGUGAACUUCGCAAAUCUUCCGAUUAAACUUCUCAUGCCUUCCUCUUUCUCCAACAUCACUGAGAUCUCCCUCAAAACCAUCCCCUCUGCUUCCAAGAUCGAGAUAAAAAGGGUUUUGGAGUCCCUCUACGGCUUUGAAGUUGAAAAGGUCCAAACCCUUAACAUGGAUGGAAAGAAGAAAAAGAGAGGUGGGCUGUUAAUUGCUAAACCAGACUACAAAAAAGCUUAUGUUACUCUUAGGAAUCCAUUAUCUAUAUCGCCGGACCUUUUCCCUAUCGGAGUGAUCCAAGAGGAAAAGAAGAAUAUGAGCAAGAAAUCUAAGUCUAGCAUUGUUGAGGAUGAUGAACCUAAGAAGAUGCAUUGGCUUGACGAGAAGAAUGAUGGAAGGAAUCGGUCAGAGAUGAGAUUCGGUCGUGGCCGUGACCACCGUAGUGGACAACGUUCAAACGUUGGCCGCGAUCGUGGUGGAGAACGUCGUGAUGUUGGCGCUGCAGCAGCAAAGUUUCCUUGGAGCAGUAUGAGGUCUUAUGCUCCUAGGUAGAUCAUUAUUUUUGCUGUGCCUAGGUAGAUUAUCUUUCUCUUCGGAAUAAUUGAAUUUGUAUCAAUGUAUGCUUGCAUCAUUGGCAUUGUGUUUAGUACAAUUAUAAUCGGAUGUUGCCAGUUUAAUUCCAACAAGUUGCAUGGAGUUUUAUCGGUUUUUCUUAAAGCAAAA